Molecule: messenger RNA, 1455 nt
Organism: Nicotiana attenuata
Lineage: Eukaryota; Viridiplantae; Streptophyta; Magnoliopsida; Solanales; Solanaceae
Exons: 1
Coding region: 1-1455 (484 amino acids)
Source: RefSeq, a predicted model, not a curated record
AUGGCCGACAAGUUUUUAACGGCCCAUGCUGGGGCCAAAAAGGCAGAGGCAAGAGUGAACGAUAUAUUUUCCAUCAAACAAUCGCUCGGAGAAGGAUUAAAGGACUUCCUCGCUCGUUUCAAUCGAGUACGGAUGACCUUGCCAAAUGUAUCAGAGGGCAUGGCUGUAGCAGCUUUCCAAAACGAGUUGGACAGGAACGGUUCGAGGGUGACCAGAAAAUUGUUAAGUCGGCUUAUGAAGUUUCCUCCAACUACUAGGGAUGAAAUACACAACGCCUACUGUGCCGAGGUCCGUGCUGACGAAGAUGACCUGAAUGGGCCAACCCAUCGGUUGACCUCGGUACAGCCCGAGCCCAGGAAGGAUCGAAGAAACGAUGCCAUGAGGGAUCUAGCAGAUCCACGACCCAAUCGAGAAAGGCAUCAGCCGUAUGUCAGAAGCGCCAUGAUGCCCCCCUCCCGCCACGAAGAUGGCCCAUCUAGGCCUAAAACAGGGACUCGACGGAACGAGAGAGGUAUGCCCCCUUCAUUAUCCACUCACAAUUUUUGUUUAUCGCCUUUAGAAAUAGUCUACGCAUUGGAGAAGCUCAGACCUAAGGUGAAGUGGCCGCAAAAGAAGAGGUUGGACCCAAGCACCAGAAUGUCAAACGCCCUCUGCGAGUUCCACCAAGAGCGAGGUCACAAAACUGAGGACUGCAUUGCUUUAAGGCAGGAAGUCGUAAACAUGCUUCACCAAGGGCACUUGAAAGAAUUGCUGAGCGACCGAGGCAGGACCAACUUCGUCCGAGGACGUGAACAACACCAGGGAUCGCCAAAACGGCCUUCCCCAACUCGCACUAUUCAAAUGAUCAUCGGAGGAGGCGAUGACGCAUCAAUCAACAGCGUAAAAUUCACCACAACCCAUAAACUCAAGUGGUUGAUCACUCAUGAACGAUAUGACAAACUUGAAGAAAGUAUCAUCUUCGAUAAGUCGGAUACUCACGGUUUGGUUUUCCCUCACUAUGACGCCCUUGUUAUCACUUUACGAUUAUUAGAUACAGAUGUAAGACACAUUAUGGUGGACGACGGGAGCGGUGCGUGCAUUAUCCAUCCUCGAGUAUUUGCACAGAUGAAACUCGAGGAUAAGAUAGUUCCACGCUGUAUCACGCUAACAGGUUUUAACAAUGCAGUUGAACGAACAUCUGGAGAAAUCACACUCCCCGUCCUAGCCGGCGGCGUCACCUUGGAAACCACAUUCCAUGUCAUGAAUCAAGAUACGGCGUACAACGCCAUAAUAGGACGACCUUGGAUACACGCCAUGAGGGCCAUUCCCUCCAGCUUAUACCAAGUUAUCAAAUUUCUAACCCCGUGGGGAAUAUUCACCAUACGGGGAGAACAACACACAUCUCGAGAGUGCUACCGCAUCGCCCAAGAUUGUACAACUACCCAACAAAUGAAAGGCAAAGCAAAAGAGGCAUAG